This is a messenger RNA of Piliocolobus tephrosceles (Ugandan red Colobus), 739 nucleotides long. It is a transcript of the gene HSD17B14, whose product is annotated as hydroxysteroid 17-beta dehydrogenase 14. The coding region runs from base 191 to 739 and encodes 182 amino acids. The record is from RefSeq and is a predicted model, not a curated record. Gene Ontology annotation, molecular function: estradiol 17-beta-dehydrogenase [NAD(P)+] activity. The transcript has 6 exons. Gene Ontology annotation, biological process: steroid catabolic process. Gene Ontology annotation, cellular component: cytosol. NCBI's taxonomy places the organism in Eukaryota, Metazoa, Chordata, Mammalia, Primates, Cercopithecidae.
GGAGGAGGGGCUGGGACCCUGACUCCUGGGUCUGAGGGAGGAGGGACUGGGGCUCCUAGAUUCCCGUGUCUGUGGGAGGAGAGGAGUGGCUGAGGGAGGAGGGGCUGGGGACAAACUUCCAGGUCCCUAGCCUUCCUGGCAACGCCCCCCGAGGCUGGACUUCCACGAUCCAGCUUCUAUUGAGGAUUUGAUGCGACGGCCUCACGGGGCUUUGGAGGUGAAAAAGGCCCAGGGUAGAGACAGAGAGAGAGAGAGCAGCGGACACGGGAUGGCUACGGGAACGCGCUAUGCCGGGAAGGUGGUGGUUGUGACCGGGGGCGGGCGCGGCAUCGGAGCUGGGAUCGUGCGCGCCUUCGUGGACAGCGGGGCCCAAGUGGUUAUCUGCGACAAGGAUGAGUCUGGGGGCCGGGCCCUGGAGCAGGAGCUCCCUGGAGCUGUCUUUAUCCUCUGUGAUGUGACUCAGGAAGAUGAUGUGAAGACCCUGGUUUCUGAGACCAUCCGCCGAUUUGGCCGCCUGGAUUGUGUUGUCAACAACGCUGGCCACCACCCACCCCCACAGAGGCCUGAGGAGACCUCUGCCCAGGGAUUCCGCCAGCUGCUGGAGCUGAACCUGCUGGGGACGUACACCUUGACCAAGGAAAGCCUGGGGAGGGCGCUGUUGAGUGUGAACUGCCCGGUGGACGUCCUGAUGGGAAUGGGCAGUGGGCAUGAGAUCGUGGAGGUGGGGCUCUGGAGAUAG